Diorhabda carinulata is the source of this 659-nucleotide messenger RNA. RefSeq lists its product as uncharacterized. Bases 123 to 584 code for a protein of 153 amino acids. The transcript is spliced from 2 exons. Lineage: Eukaryota; Metazoa; Arthropoda; Insecta; Coleoptera; Chrysomelidae. The record is from RefSeq and is a predicted model, not a curated record.
UGAAAUAUAUGACAUCAAGUGACAUAAGAUGUCAAAUAUUUUAUUACUGUCACAACUUGUAGACACUUUUUUGUGUUUGCGCAAUUUUAUAUUUUCUUUUUAUAUUGUGAUUGGAAUUCGUUAUGGAUUUUCAUCCUUCUGACGUUCCUAUAGGUAUGAAACCCUACAAUCUUAAAGAAAUUACUCAUAAACAGCAGGAACAACUUAAUCGAUUCAAAUUGGAACAAAUUAGAAAAAAUCACAGGUAUUUGAAGGCACAUCCGGAAAUAAAAUGUAUCACCAGCACUUUGCUACGAGCAAUACUAAAAACACGCCCCACGUACGAAAUCAAAGAGUUUUUCACUCGAUACGUCGUAGAGAACCGCUCAAAAUUGGAGGAACUAAUAGAAAAUACCAGAUCGGGAGUCACUAAAUCGGAAACUGACUUAGAAACAUACGAUGAAGCUCAUAUUUGUAAAUUUGACAUAGACGAAGUUAUAUGGAUGAAAAGACAACCCGCCCUAUUUGAAAUGUAUAAAGGACUUCAAGAAUUAUCAUGUGGUAGAAACUCCAUCAGAAUUACCGAUGAUCACGAUAAUUUAUAAGUCGAGUCAAUUAUUUUAAUUAUAUUAAUUCUAAGAUAUCAUUUUGUAUAUAAUGGUGGAAUAAAAACUUUUGUU